CUUUUCUAUCACUCAUCAUUUUCUCCGCAUUCUAGAACACAAAACAACACUCACUGGUUUCACAUUCUUCAACCCUAAUUUACAAAAACUCAUUUUUUUUUUAAUUUUACAGAAAAUUCCGUUGAAAAAUCUCACAAAAAUGAAGGGAGUGAAAGGAAAAUUGCUGAAGAAGCUGAAAUCAAUCAAACAGAUUGGAUAUCUAAAGCCAGAUCGAAUUCUUCAGGUGAAAUCCAGUGAUGGGUAUGUAGAUUUUCUCCCAAAGAUUUCAUCUUUCAACAUAUCGAAUCCGUUUGUUUCUGGAGAAAACGAGGGUAAGAAAACUGUGCAGAAUUGCGAGAAUUUGAAGGAAGGAGAACCGGAGAUCGUUGAUGUGUCAGAGCUCAUGAAAGGUCUUGAAGAAGAUGAAGAAAUGGAGGAAUUGGAUGAUGAUGGUUGCGAAGAUAACAAAGAGAAUGUCUGUUACAAAGGAACAGAGUCGAAACAGAGUGAGGUUUUGAGAGAUAAGAAACCACCACUGUUGCCGAGAGGUAAUUCUGAUAGGAAAAGGAAGUUUUCUUUUUCGGAGAGUGAUGAUUUGUCGUUCCGGAGACCGGAUUUGAACUCUGGUAGCUUGUUUGAUCCGAAGCUACUCGCUGCGUUCGAGGAAGCGGUGAAGGAGCAUUGUAGAAUGACAGAGGAGCAGAGAAGGGCUAGAGUUGAAGAAGAGUCUUUACAGAAAGUAAAAUUUGUUGAAGAUGAUGAAGUUGAAGUUGAUCCUUUGUUGUUGUUUGAAGAGAAAUGUCCACCAGGUGGUGAUGGAACUGUGAUUUUCUACACAACAUCGCUUAGAGGAAUCAGAAAGACUUAUGAAGACUGCAACAAAAUUCGUUUCUUAUUGCAAAGUUUCAAGGUUUUGUAUCUUGAAAGAGAUGUAUCAAUGCAUAGAGAGUUUAAGGAGGAGUUAUGGAGCAUUUUGGGUGAGAAAAUUGUGCCUCCGAGGCUUUUUAUUAAGGGGAGAUAUAUAGGUGCAGCUGAAGAAGUUAUGAGUUUGCAUGAACAAGGGAAGUUGAAGAAAAUUCUUGAAGGGGUUCCAUUGGAUUGGUCAAAUGGUCCUUGUGAUGCUUGUGGUGGUUUAAGGUUUGUGAUGUGCUUUAAGUGUAAUGGUAGCCAUAGGAUUUUUGCUAAGGAAGAGGUUAAUGAGUGUUUGGAGUGUAAUGAGAAUGGAUUGGUUGUGUGUGCUUAUUGUGGCUAGAUGAUGGAGAAUGUUGUUUGUUCAAACUUGUGUUUUGUGAUUACAUUGAUAGAGUUUUUUUGGUAAGUGCUAUAAGCACUUAUUUCAUUGGAUGUUUGCACUGUUUCUUGGCUAAAGUCUAUAGUUGUUUUAAUAUCAGAUUCUGUGCCUAUAAUACAUUUUUACUUUGAUGAUUUUUUCUCA
Lathyrus oleraceus (garden pea) is the source of this 1414-nucleotide messenger RNA. RefSeq lists its product as uncharacterized. The record is from RefSeq and is a predicted model, not a curated record. Lineage: Eukaryota; Viridiplantae; Streptophyta; Magnoliopsida; Fabales; Fabaceae. The transcript has a single exon. Bases 140 to 1231 code for a protein of 363 amino acids.